This is a messenger RNA of Synchytrium microbalum, 1545 nucleotides long. RefSeq lists its product as uncharacterized. Lineage: Eukaryota; Fungi; Chytridiomycota; Chytridiomycetes; Synchytriales; Synchytriaceae. The record is from RefSeq and is a predicted model, not a curated record. The transcript is spliced from 6 exons. Bases 1 to 1545 code for a protein of 514 amino acids. Gene Ontology annotation, molecular function: protein binding.
AUGGAAUUUGACACUGAGUGGGACCUGUCUGAUAUUGAAAUUCAAGCUUCUUCUGCCGAUGCUCGAACUGAACCACAGAACUCUUACUCAACUCCUGUCGAGAUAUGUGCCAGCGAUCUCAAAAAUGAUAUCGACAUUCAAGGCAUAGAUUGGAGUCAGAUGAGUGUAACUCGCGAAGAAUAUCGCCGGAAGAGGACACGAGACUAUAGGGGAAACUAUACCAACUUGACUCCUCAUCCUCACAAAGAGAUUCGACAGACAUGUGCGGCUGUGAUACCCGGAUCAAUCUAUUACGCAUUCAGAUACGCCAAAGUGCCCCGACGGAUACCCAUCGUUCACUUCCAGCUACGGAAUCUCUUGUGGGCUGCAAACAAAAACGAGAUUUACUAUGCUGGUGAUUCUUCUGUCCUGUCGUGGUCUCCAAUAGCCAAACGCUCGUCAACAACACUCGACUUGCGACUAAAUCGAUUACAAGACGUACGCAUCAGCACCAUGUGUGCCAAACUAGGAAUAUUAAUGUUGGGAGGAUUUAAUGGUGAAUACGUCCUACAGCGACCUAGUGAUGGAAUAGUUUCUCCCACCAAAGAUAAGCAACGGUCGGCAUCCUCUUCCACGUCACCUUCAGCUUCAUCACGAUACGGAAGAGCUACAAGGUCUGGAUUUGUGACUACUAGUUAUAAUGGAAUCACGAAUCAUAUCGAUAUUGCUGAAGCGAGACAAGGGACCAUCAAUGCUAUAAUAAGUAGUAAUGAUGAGUUUGUGAGGAUUAUGAAUUUGGACGAGUUGAAGAUUACUUGUUCAUUCAAGUUUCCGUGGGCUGUGAAUUGCUCAACUCUGAGUCCGGAUAAGAGAAUGUUGUGUGUAGUGGGAGAUGAUCGAGAAACAUUGAUUGCGGAUGCUCAAUCUGGAGAAAUAUUGUCAACACUUCGAGGUCACGCAGAUUAUUCAUUUGCUUGUGCCUGGUCACCAUGUGGGAGAAUAGUUGCUACGGGCAAUCAAGGCGAAGCACUUGACCCCACAGACAAGACGUCUCGAUUGUACGAUGUUAGGAAUAUGAGCAGACCAUUCUGUCUAUUACGGCGCAAAUUAAGUGCCAUAAGAUCAAUACGUUUCUCUGAUGAUGGCAAAUUCAUGGCUAUGGCCGAAGCAGCUGACUUUGUCCACGUCCUUGAAAUGGCACGACUCCACGAAAUCCUCGAACAAGGAGAUCAUCUGGUCCCUCCAUCGUAUACACCGCCCGAAAUACCCCAAUAUGCCCACUCAUAUGCCCAACCUAUGGAUGUAGAUGAAGAGGAACAGGACGAGAUUGAAGAGAGCAGUGGCGGUGAUUCGGCAGCAAACCCAUCAUCGUCUCAGCCUAGAAUAGGUGGUCAUGACUUGCCUUGUCAGAUAAUUGAUUUCUUUGGCGAGAUAUCGGGGAUAUCGUUUACACCAGGUGAUGGAGAGCAAUUGUAUAUUGGGAAUGCUCACGAGUCGUAUGGAUGUAUUCUUGAAUAUGAACGUACACGACCUAGUAUAGGGAAUUUGGACUCCAUGCUCGUAUAA